AUGCCGCGCCUCGCCGCGCGCCUCCCCCUCCCCCCCAUCCUCCUCCUCCUCCUCCUCCUCCUCCUCCCCGUCGCGCGCGUCUCCGCGUACGUCCAGCAGGGCGGCGCGUACCGCUUCCCGACCGCGCCGUUCGACGCAAACGCCGACGGGUCCAUCGAUCGCGCGGAGGCGGGCAACGCCGCACACUUCGCGUCACCGGGCAGACGCGCGGAGGUCACCACGGAGACCGAGCUCCGCGACGCGAUGAAGAACCCGUACGUGAACGAGAUCUGGAUCGCCGCGGACAUCGCGCUCGCGUCCGGAGAAGCGCUGCCGCCGAUUCGCGAGCUGCGAACGCUGCACGUCUUCGGGAAGUGCUCGCCGACGGGCGAAGACGCGACGUUCCACGGCGGCGACGGCGAGUGCGCGCUCGACGCCGCGGGCGCGAGCGGGAUCUUCGACGUGUACGGCCCCGCGAGGCUCGUGAUGCGCGGGGUGAAGCUCGUCAACGGCAACGCGAAGCACGGCGGCGCGCUCGCGGUGUGGUUCGGAAGCGCGGAGCUCUCGCGCGUCCGUUUUGAAAACAACGCCGCCGAGCGCGGCGGCGGGAUAAGCAACUGGCACGGCGAGGUCGAGCUGCGGGACGUGACGAUGAAGGAUAACAUCGCGAGCGUGGACGGAUCGCACGUGUACCACUGGGGGGGGCACAUGAAGGUGUACGGCGACAGCACGAUCAACGGGAAGCCGUUUUCGUGCGUCCGAGCGACGGGCGCCGUGGCGUGGAACGACGACGCGGGACCGGGACACGUCUUCCCUUGA
Micromonas pusilla CCMP1545 is the source of this 798-nucleotide messenger RNA. RefSeq lists its product as uncharacterized. The record is from RefSeq and is a predicted model, not a curated record. The transcript has a single exon. Lineage: Eukaryota; Viridiplantae; Chlorophyta; Mamiellophyceae; Mamiellales; Mamiellaceae. The coding region runs from base 1 to 798 and encodes 265 amino acids.